This is a messenger RNA of Penicillium oxalicum, 618 nucleotides long. RefSeq names its product Rab family GTPase srgA (gene srgA). Gene Ontology annotation, cellular component: plasma membrane; endosome. The coding region runs from base 1 to 618 and encodes 205 amino acids. Lineage: Eukaryota; Fungi; Ascomycota; Eurotiomycetes; Eurotiales; Aspergillaceae. Gene Ontology annotation, biological process: regulation of exocytosis; protein secretion; protein localization to plasma membrane. The transcript has 3 exons. Gene Ontology annotation, molecular function: GTPase activity; GTP binding. The record is from RefSeq and is a predicted model, not a curated record.
AUGGCUGGCACACGGAACUAUGAUUUCCUGAUCAAGUUGCUGUUGAUCGGUGACUCCGGCGUGGGCAAAUCAUGCUGUUUGCUGCGCUUCAGCGAAGACUCAUUUACCCCCUCCUUCAUCACAACCAUCGGCAUUGACUUCAAGAUCCGCACAAUCGAACUCGAUGGCAAGAGGGUGAAGCUGCAGAUCUGGGAUACCGCUGGCCAGGAACGCUUUCGAACAAUCACCACUGCCUACUACCGAGGCGCGAUGGGCAUUCUCUUGGUCUACGACGUAACUGACGAGAAAUCGUUCCAGAACAUUCGUACAUGGUUUUCAAACGUCGAGCAACACGCCAGCGAGGGUGUUCACAAGAUCCUUAUCGGGAACAAGUGUGACUGGGAGGAGAAGCGGGCCGUCUCUACUGAGCAGGGCCAGCAGUUGGCCGACGAACUGGGCAUUCCGUUCCUGGAGGUCUCUGCCAAGAACAACAUCAACAUCGAGAAGGCCUUCUACAGCCUGGCAUCCGAUAUCAAGAAGGGCAUGGACACCUCCAAGACCGAGCACACUGGGCCUUCGGGUGUACCCAUAGAUCAAGGAUCUGGGUUGAACGGUAGCUCCGGAGGAAAAUGCUGCUAG